GUUGAACAGUCCUUCCUUCUAUUCACUUUAAACCAAUUUGAACAUAUUACACAGCCGUGAGUGCGUAUUAUUGCCGUCGAGAAAAAUUCGGUAGUGCGGGAGGUCGGACUAAUAUGUAUAUGGAUGAUUGCAAAGCUUUAUUAGUUCAAUUGCAUUUUAUAUCGUCGAUAAUUGAAGACAUGGCAGCCAAAGAACCAUUUGGAAAAGCAGAGACAUGUAAUUACAUCGAUACGUUUGUGACCAACAUAUGGACGUCAAUAUGGAUAUGUGCAUUUAUAGGAUUAAUAACAUAUCUGACUUUCAAAUCAUUUAAGAAACGUCAGAAAGUUUCAAAAUUCAACGCGGAUUCCGCUACUAUAAAUAUGACUCUUGAAUUUAAAUCAACAUUUAAUCAAUUCUCUGAAACUGAUCAUAUCAGAAUGACUAACGAGAGUCAGAACGAGAAAGCGGAAAUUUAUACAAAACAGAUUGUCGAAGACACUAAAAUUGCUUUGGCAGAACACCAACAAGACUGCACUCUUGAAGUUCUGUCAGCCAUUAAAAACAACAACGUAUCUUUGAGUGCUGAAAUCAAGUCGAUCGGAACCAGACUUUAUGAGAGCCAUAAGGAAUACUUAAUGUAUACCAGGCAAAUGGCGUUAGAACAACACCAGCAAGAUUGUACUACUGAAGUACUACUAACGACAAACGCUCUAAGGGAAACAAUGGAUGCCGAAAAAAAUGAAGUAAUCAAUGAAAUUCGGAUACUUAAACAAACCGAGCACCCAAUGGCGACAGUGCGGGACGAUUACUCCCGACAACGCGAUGAGUUUCGUGAACAAUUAAUAGGGUUCUACAGGACGACGAAGAUAACUGUGUCGGUAUCACCUCUAUUUGAGGGUCGUGAUAAACCAAUCUGGAAUAUCUUUGUGCAACCGAUAUUGAAUUAUAUCACAAUAGAGAAAGAUGGAUACAGAAAGAAAGCGGGCAACGCGGUACAGCAGUAUAAAGACGUAUUUUACAGUCAUGGCAAUCUCAAUCGACGCGUGUUUGUUCAAGGAGAGCCCGGAAUGGGCAAAUCGACAUUCCUUACAAAACUUGCUCUUGAUUGGUGCGAAGCGGUGUCUAUGCACAACCCCGAGCACAAAGCUUCAUUUAGUGACGUCGCUACACUGAAUGAAUUCCAGUUCCUUUUUCACAUUUCGCUGAGAGAUGCCUAUGGUCAGCGUGAGGUGAUAGAGAUGAUCAAAACACAAAUUAUCGACCUGAUUUACAUGGGGAAUAAACGGAAAAAGACUUUUAAACUGUUAAACCAAAUCCUGGAACGAGAGACAUGCAUCGUAUCUAUGGACGGGCUGAAUGAAUGGGCUGAUCCUUUGAACAAAUACACGGUACCUGUAUUGGCCAAUUGUUAUGCUAAGUGCGUAUCGUUAAUUUCGUCACGGCCAUGGAGAAUGGCAGAUGAGCGAAUUAAAGAUUCAGAAAUUGACAGACUACUUGAAAUACAAGGGAUAACUGAUCCAGACAAGCUCACAAAGCAAAUUAUAAACAGUCUCCAUUCUGCCGAUCAAACGACAUAUACUAAAUUUAUUGAAUACGUCAAAGCGCGUCAUUUGAAGCCUUUUCUUACGUCACCAUGGCUACAGACAUUGUUAAUAAGUUUGUGGAUGAACAAUAAAGACUGGAAUGGUUCAUUGUGCGAAAUUAAUUGUAUUCUACUGGACCUACUUUUUAAGAAGGCAAAUGCAAAAGAAGGUUAUUUUAGAAAAGGUACUACUUUUACGUGUUUAUCGAAUACGAGCUAUAUUGAACCACAGAACGAGAUUUUAAAAGCCCUUGCUAACGCUGCAUUUCGUUUCACGUUUUCUUCAGAAAAAUCUUUGGUGUUUUCAAAAUUUGAAUUACGGAAUUAUAUGUCCGAAGAUCAAUUGAAAUUCUGCCUCGACGCUGGCCUGUUGACGGUACUUUGUAAUUCCACAGUAUCUCUUGGUAGUCAACUAAUGUCUUUUCCACAUGAGACGGUCCAAGAAUUCCUAGCUGCAUUACAUGUAGCAAAUUCAAAGAUGGGUGAAAUAGAAAGUUUACUUAUAGAGCAUAUGUACAAUGUGUUAGAAAUGAGCCAGAUCAUAAUUUAUCUGUGCGGGCUUGAUUGUGGCAUAGCGAAUGCACUGAUAAACCGUCUUACUGACGGCGACUUCUUCAACGACAUGAACCAUGCGUUCAGCACUUACAUAGCGCAUUUUGAAAAUAUAAAAUUGGAAGCAUUUAAUACUGAUUAUAAAGCAAUAGGAAACAUUCAAAAAUCUAAAGAUCGGUGGGACAACGAUUCUCGUAUCUUAGCUGUUUCAUUCUUAUUUCAGCGCAUGAUGAUAGCUGGUUUCAUUGAGGCUAAAGCUAGCGGUCAGAUGGAUAUUUGUUUGAAGUGCAGAGACUUUACAUUCAACACAUAUUUGAACGAGUCCGAAUCAAACGCAUUAUGUUCCCUGUUAAUGUUCAACAAAUCCGAUGUCAGGACUCUUAUUUUAGAAAGUGAUAUACUGCAAAAAAGCGAACUACUGACAGUCCUUCAACAGUCGAGUCAUUGUCUUCAACGUGUAAAGGCAAAAGUUGUUCCGGCAAUACAUAGAGCAUUCAAUAAUUUAAAGCUGCAAGAGCUGCAUUUGAUCGGAAGACUUAACGUACCAUCUGUAUUUGAUAUGCUUACAUCAAUGUCUAAUUUAAGGUACUUAUUCAUAGAAGAUUCAACUUGCAACGAAGAAAUUCCUAUCCCUGCCACAUUAAAAUACUUCGAUUUGAAGAACAUUACAUGUUCAGAUGUGUUCCUACAAAAGUUACUAGUGCAAUUAUCUUUACUAAAACAGUUUAAAGCGGUACAGUUCGAAAUGUGUAAUAUGAAUGUAUCGGACUGCAAAAGAUCCAUUUUCCAAUCAGACCCAUUGCCAAUUGACAUGUCGCAUUUCUAUGUGACCAUUAAACAGAGCAGUAUUGACAUGUAUAGUUUGCUACGAUGUACACCUAUCGUUAACAUGCGCCUUCUGACGGCUGUUGAUGCUGCAUUAGCAUCAGAUAUUUUACUCGUACACAGUAAUCUAGAAAAUCUGAAUUUAUAUGGGACAUAUACGGGUCUUUGCGAUCUCCAUCUGCCUGCAUCGUUACACUGUGUCAGUCUUCAGACAGGCGAAUGUUCCUCUGAGUGGCUGUGCAGCUUGUUAAUCAAGCUUUCUGAAUUAGAUCAUCAUGUAGAGUGUGAGCUAUGUAACUUUGUGGUGCAAUCACGUGGAGAAGAUUGCGGCACUGAUUCAACUAUACAUGUAUCUGACGUGCGAUCUAAACUGUUGUCAUGUGACAUGUCUAAUAUCGAGAUAUUAGUAAAAAAUGGCAUUGAGGAACUAUUUGAAAUAUUCCGUGACACAAGUAUAGGGAUAUUGGACCUGAUAAACGAUGAUUGUGUUUCACAUACAUCAGACAUUCUACCCACACUCAGUAAAUUAAAAGAGCUUUAUUUAUGGGGAACCUAUACGGGGCAUUGUGCUCUUCAGCUGCCUGCUUCGUUAAAAUGCAUCAUGCUUUUGAUAUGCAAAUGUUCCUCUGAGUGGCUGUGCAGCUUAUUGAUAAAGCUUUCCGAACUAGAUUAUCCUGUAGACAUUGUGCUGUUGGACAUUGUAGUUCAAUCAGAUGGAGUUGAUUGUGACGCUCAUUCAAAUAUACGUGCAUCUGACUUGCGAUCUAAACUUGUGUCACGUGACAUGUCCAAUAUCCUGAUUUGUGUAGGGAACGGCAGCAAGGAGCUGUGUGAAAUAUUUCGUGACACAAGUAUACGGGUUGUACACAUCUGAGUGCCUCUGCUGUUUGUUGAUCAAGCGUUUUGUAUACGAAGAGUGUCCUUUGUGACUUGGUAGAGUAAUAAAGUGGAAACAAAUGUGCCAUUGAUUCAAACUGUUUUGUUUGCCUUCAUGUGACAGCGACUUUUGUUGUAUAUUUCCUUACAAGAUACUAACUACUCCGUAGUUUAUGAUUGCAUUUCACAAUUAUUAGACAUUCCUCUCAAACUCGGUAAAAAAAUGCGUGUGUUGUGUGGGACGUGUAAUAGUUUGUAUUAACUGUUUUUUUAAUUAAUAUUAUAAUAAUUAAAAUUGCACAUUUGCGAAAAUAAACAAUAAAGCCUUAUUCGGAGCGUGAAAUAUAUUGAUUACGCAUUGCUAUUAUUAAGAAACACAAUAACGAUUAGAUUUUGUUCCUGUGGAAGAUUUAUCAAAGAUUCCUAUGAAUGCUUAAACAUUAUACUGGUUUUAGAAGCACAGGAAAUCUUUUACUUUUCCAAAGGUACUCAAUUGUUAUCCAUUAAUCUGUAUGUUUGUAUUCAUUUUUAGAAUGAUAUGUUAUAAAUUGCUGUAGUGUUUAAGUGUCAUCAAUGAACUGAAUCGAGCAUUAAUAAUAAUCGUACAACAGACGCUUGACGCGUUUUAUUUUAUGUACACUAUCUCUUUACAACAUGAAAAUGUAUUCCUAUAUAAGAAGUAUAUGUGUGCGUGCAUUUGUGUUGACGCAAUGUAAUUAUGUAUUGUAAUGAUACUGUGGCUUAGACACUGUGUAUUUGUUUUAAAAUAUGCUUGCGGCCCUAUAGAAUUGCAAUAUUUUAAAGGUAAAAGAAAAUAUCAUGUACAAUGUAUUGUUUUAAGGUUUCGAACAGCAACAUUUGCGAUCGCCGACAUUAAUAAACACUUUGAUCAUUUUUAUAUGAGAAAUAAUACUUGUACGCAAUAGUUUGUUUAGUUCAGAUGCGUAGAACCAAAUCUCUCGUGAUUUGCACUUUUGAUUUUAUCCCUACACAUCUAAACUUCCGGCCGGAUAUUAUUUGACAACAAAUUAUGACAAACAUGAACCGGUAUUAUUUCGAUUUUAACACGGUUUUAUGCUUUGUGGCAUUAUAACAAACACCACAAUUGAUUUUUUCGUAGGACAAUUUUAGUGUCAUUCUGUGAAUAGCAGUGCUAUUGUAAUUAUGAACAUCGGAUAAUUUGAGAAACGCGAACUUGUUAAGUCUUACAAGCUUGACACGUUUAAACUUUCCAGUUAGUAAAUAAAUAAGAUUGUUUGUUUUAAACGUAUUUCGUGAUCGUUAACUAAUUGCUUAUCAUGUGUUAAAAACAACCCAUGUAUACUAUUUCGCGAUCGGUAUUUGUUGUGUUUUUUUCAACGUGGUAAGUUAAAGUUAUUGCUAGUGUCUUUUUGUUUGGUUAUUAUUAAAUGGUCCAUUAAGUCCGUUUCAUUCUUGCAUUCGUCUGUAUAGAUUAGCCAUUUUCGUUAACUCUUCGCGCCAUUUUUCGAAAUGCAUUCAUCCAAAUGGAAACGUAUGGCGAGAAAGCAGAGACAGUGUAUGGGACAGACACUGUAUAGUAUUGAAACUUUGUGAUGUUAGUACAACAGUGGAUUAUACAACUAUGACAUUGAUUUUUUAUUUUCUUAAUAGUAUAUGCGUUAAAGUAAAGUGUCAUAAGUUAGUGGGUUCAUGAUUAUCUGUUAUAGUGCCUUUUUGAAAUAAUUUAUUUAAAAAAAUACUGUUUAAUAUGUUUCUUUGUAAUUUGUGUUAUUUAUAAUGAGAUCAACAUUUAUAUAAUAUUACUUAAUAUUUAUUGAUUCGCACGAAUAGUGUUUGCCUCUCAGUGUAAAACAACGCAUGUGCGUGCAUUAUGUUCAGAUUAUUUUCUCAUAUUGUAGUAUAUUUAAGAUGAAUUUAUGUAGAAAACAGUUUGUGGACAUAUUUGGAGUUUUGCAUGUAAUAAAAUAAAUCUUAAUAUAUGUUAACUUUUAACAAUUAAUUGAAAAAGUACAACAAUAACUAAUUAUAAUACGAUGAGUACAAUCAAUUAUUGUGAAUCACGAAAGAGGUAAAAUACGUUUUCUUUUCAAUAUAUAACGAUUGUUCCUGUUUGAUCGGAUUAUCGUUAAAACCGGAUCUUGUUUCGAAACGUUUUUUGAUGUUUAUUGAGUUGUUGACGUUAUAUUGUGGACUGUGUUAUGUGAAAAUGGCCUUAUGCCAUAUGCAACCAGCGUAGCUUCAAACCAGCGUGUCCAUCCGCGCAUUUUGGUCAAGAGCUAAGCUGGCCUCUAUAAAGACGCGCAAUGUGUCGUGGUCUCAUAAGCGGACCGGGUAGUUUCUGACCAGACUUUCGCAGGUUCGCAGGCUGAUCUGAGGCUACGCUUGCCACAUAACGCUUCAGACCAUUGUUUGCAUGUCGCGGUUUUUGUGUUCAUUUGUUGUUUCGAUAGACAUACUUCUACAAAAAUAAUGGAAACUCGCCAGAAUAUGUUUAAAAAUAUUGGUUAAAAUAAAUAAGAAAUAAUGU
Dreissena polymorpha is the source of this 6326-nucleotide messenger RNA. RefSeq lists its product as uncharacterized. The record is from RefSeq and is a predicted model, not a curated record. NCBI's taxonomy places the organism in Eukaryota, Metazoa, Mollusca, Bivalvia, Myida, Dreissenidae. Bases 114 to 3815 code for a protein of 1233 amino acids. The transcript is spliced from 3 exons.